AGCAUGUUAUCUUAUGGGAGUAUCGGUUACCUGUGCCAGUGUGUGUGUUUCCGAAGUCUCAAAGCCAGCAGAGGCGAUCCAGCUGGAGCUAUUGAAAGCAGAGAGUCAUGGAUGAGGAGGCUCAAGAAGACAGCGAGUGUCCGGUGUGUUACGAGAGUCUCACGGACAGUGCCAGGACGCUCAGCUGCGGGCAUCACUUCUGCCAUGACUGCUUAGUGCGAACCCUGGUGAACACCAACCAGAACGGCUCCAAUAAACGGGAUACUAUCAUCUGUCCUGUCUGCAGACACCUGACAUUCAUCACAAAGCACCACGGAUUGACAUUUUCCCCGGCUGAGGGCAAAAGGAUCGGAAGGACACUGGAAGUGCCACCCGUCCCCACUCCUGUGUUCCCAAGGAAUUCUGGUCACAGUUCUCACAGUGGAGGUCUCGGCUGUGUCGGCAGGUGUCUAAGGAGGAUUUCAUGUAGACUAUGUAGACGAAUACUCGUCUGUCCUAAAGACGCAGAGGUGUUUAUCAUAAGUGAGUCGGGUCGACCCAUGACAGAAGGGGAUGUUAUUGACAUUGGGAUAGCUUCAGGCUGGCAGAGGGACUAUGGCAGUAAUGGACCGAGACUUUGCACCAUCUCCUGUUGCCUUCUGGUCUUGAUGAUCACUUUCACCUUAUUGGCACUGGUGGCUGCCACACUUCCAUGGGUUCUGCUGGCAUAAAGGCUCCAGAACUGUUACCUCGUGUACGAUCAAACGCUUUAAGAUCAGUAUAUAUUAUUAUUAAGCCACGCUUUCUGAAAAAGAGAUGCGUUGGACUCAGUCGCAAUGAAUGUUUUAUGAAGAACAGACGGUUAUUGUGAGAUCGUUUCCAAGGCUUGUUCUGACAUGUCUUGGAGGGAGGCAAUGCUGGAGGAGAUUUAAUUACAAAAACAAAGUCAUUGUAUAGUAUUACUUAAUGGAUAAACAAGUAUUUUGUUCUGGAUCUGAAUCUACAAAGGUGGUUCCCUUGAGUUACUGAGGAGACGGGAGACGUUUAAACCUCGAGAAGCAACGAUGAGAUUGUCGUCUGGAUGUCAUUUGAUCUCGGAGAAAGAAAGACUGUGGGAUUCAGUUACAGCUACCGUGGACACAGCAGGGUUGAGAAUGGAGAAAAGGGAAGGGUGUGAUGAUGAGGCUUUACUUUGAGCUUUUCUCGACUGCUUGCAAUGCCUGUAAGGAAUGAUACACACCCUCAUUUGUCCAGAAAUUCUUGUAACGCGGGUUAGCGCUUAGAUCCAGCCAUGACAUGACUGAUACCGCACAUUCUGUACAAGUUAUCAG
Rhinichthys klamathensis goyatoka is the source of this 1310-nucleotide messenger RNA. RefSeq names its product RING finger protein 222. The record is from RefSeq and is a predicted model, not a curated record. Bases 108 to 710 code for a protein of 200 amino acids. The transcript has a single exon. NCBI's taxonomy places the organism in Eukaryota, Metazoa, Chordata, Actinopteri, Cypriniformes, Leuciscidae.